Messenger RNA from Rhizophagus irregularis DAOM 181602=DAOM 197198, 1098 nucleotides. Lineage: Eukaryota; Fungi; Glomeromycota; Glomeromycetes; Glomerales; Glomeraceae. The record is from RefSeq and is a predicted model, not a curated record.
AUUGAUAAUUUAAUACAAAAAUGUCAAAUGGAAACAUUUGAACCAGAAAAAAUAGUUGAAUGGAUUCCAUAUGAUAAUUUGCAAAACAUUAAAUAUCUAACAAAAGGUGGAUUCUCGGAAAUUUAUACAGCAGUUUGGAAUGAUGGAAGAUAUUAUGAAUGGGAUUCUACGAAGCAACAAUUAACAAGAUUUGGAAUUCAUGAUAUAGUACUUAGAAGAUUAGAAAAUGUUGGAAGUGCAGAUCAAAGUUGGUUUGAGGAGGCAAAAUCACAUCUUACUAUAAGUAAUAAAUCUCCUGAUAUUGUCAAUUGUUAUGGUUUAACGCAAGAUCCAUCAAAUGGGAAUUACAUGCUUGUAAUGAGUAUAAUGGAUUUAAAUUUAAGAGAAUAUUUACAGCAAAACUAUAAUAAACUUACAUGGAAAAGUAGCUUUCAAUUUGCUUAUGACAUAGCUACUGCACUCAAAGAUAUUCAUGAAGAAAAUGCAAUCCAUAGAGAUUUACAUUCGGGAAAUAUAUUAUUCGAUAAAAUUGAUCAAAGAUUAUUUAUUAGUGAUCUUGGAUUUUGUGGUCCUGCAGACAAAUCACAAAAUAGUAUAUAUGGAAACCUUCCUUAUAUAGCACCUGAGGUUAUUUCUGGAAAACAUGCGACAAAGGCAUCUGAUAUUUACAGUAUUGCAAUGCUUAUGUGGGAAAUUUCAUCUGGAAAACCACCUUUUAAUAAUUAUGAACAUGAUUAUUAUCUUGCAAUGAAUAUUAUUAAUGGUAUAAGACCAAGAAUAGUAUCAGGAACUCCGUUAGAAUACAAAAAAUUAAUGAAACAAUGUUGGGAUGCUGAUACAUUAAAAAGACCUGACAUUAAAACGCUUCAGAAAAAAAUAAAUGAAAUUCAUAAAAAAUAUCUGAAUAUGCCAAAUGAAUUAGAAGAAAAUAACUAUUUAGAAAUAAAUAAAACAAACAGCUUAGAAAAGCAAAAGAAACUUGCAGCUUAUUAUUUACAAGUAGCAAAAUUCAUAAUUUUGAAAAUUUUCUUGAACCAAGAAAUGCAACAGAAGGUAUAUUAUCACAUAUUGGAUACUAUUUCAAUUACUAAUAAUUAA